Rhododendron vialii is the source of this 2295-nucleotide messenger RNA. RefSeq names its product aluminum-activated malate transporter 10-like. The record is from RefSeq and is a predicted model, not a curated record. The transcript has 8 exons. Gene Ontology annotation, biological process: malate transport. Gene Ontology annotation, cellular component: plant-type vacuole membrane. Bases 521 to 2005 code for a protein of 494 amino acids. Lineage: Eukaryota; Viridiplantae; Streptophyta; Magnoliopsida; Ericales; Ericaceae.
AAGCCUUCACAGUUAGGCCAGCUCCUUGGGGUUGCAGUUUUCAUCUAUUUGCUUUAGUAUCAGUACGCAGAGGGAGACCACUUCAGAUUAUUUUUGUCCUGUCUUGUUUUAACUUAGUAAUUGUGGUUUGUUAAGACAUAUUGCGGUUUCCACUUCUGGAAAAUGUCAUCACCUACUGGAAUUGUUUGAAAUAAGCUUGUAAAUAGUUCUCUCUCUCUCUCUCUCUCUCUCUCUCUCUCUCUCAUGUCGACACGUGUUCGCAGAGUAUAUGUCAUCUAGUUAGGUGUGAUGGUGAUGGAGACCAAGACAAAUCAGUCACAUAGAAAACAAUCUGAAGGAAUCAUAAGUACUUAUUGUUAUCAAUUGGGAUGGGAAAUCUAAUACUCCACCAGCACUGAUAAUGGACUAGUGCAUUGCUAGAUCAAAAUAUAAGAGAGUCGAUAUGUGCGUAAGCUGGUCUGGACAUCUGAGUUGUCAAAAAGGGAUGUGACGGCAUCUAUUUUCAGCUUUGCACGAGAAGAUGAAUAGCAACUUAAGGGAAGAUCCUGGAACAGUUGAGUGGAAGAGAAAGGAAGCAAAUGGCUCAUCAACAAUUGUGCCAUCAGAGUCUGGAACUAUUAUGAACGGCGCAUUUUUUAAGGCAUGGAGUUUUUUGAAAAAAGCAUGGGAGUUGGGAGUAGAUGACCCCAGAAAAGUGAUCCAUUGUCUCAAAGUAGGGGUAGCUCUCACAAUUGUCUCACUCUUCUAUUAUAUGAGACCUUUGUAUGAAGGUCUUGGAGGGACUUCCAUGUGGGCUAUCAUGACCGUUGUCGUAAUCUUUGAGUACACUGUUGGUGCAACAGUCUGUAAAUGCUUGAAUAGAGCUACAGGUACUCUUCUUGCCGGGUUCCUAGCUGUUGGGGUUCAUUGGAUCGCUAGUCAGUCAGGAGAAAAUUUUGAGCCUGUUGUAGUUGGUGUUUCGGUCUUCCUACUAGCUUCUGCGGCAACUUUCUCUAGAUUCAUUCCUGUAAUAAAAGCAAGGUUUGAUUACGGUGCUAUGAUCUUCAUCUUGACAUUCAGCCUAGUCUCAGUAUCAGGUUAUCGGGUGGAGAAAUUGUUUUACUUGGCCCGUCAAAGACUCUCCACCAUUAUCAUAGGGAUUUCAAUUUGCGUUGUUAUAACAACACUUAUCUGCCCCAUUUGGGCUGGUGAGGAGCUGCAUCGUCUCAUCAUACAUAACAUGGACAAACUAGCAAAUUCAUUGGAUUGCUGUGCCGUUCAGUAUUUUGAUAGCAGUGGGGGAACCAACAGCAGCGACAAAGAGUUUGAAAAGAAAUUGCAAGGCUACAAAUGUGUGAUGAACUCAAAGGCAACUGAAGAAACUAUGGCUGGAUUCGCUAUAUGGGAGCCUGCGCAUGGCCGCUUCAGCUUCCAGCAUCCGUGGAAUCAGUACGUUAAAAUUGGGGCAUCAAUGCGCGAUUGUGCUUACGGGAUAGAGGCACUUAGUAGUUGUCUGAUAUCAGAAAAUCAGGGCCCUGACUUGAUAAAGAAGCAUCUAAGUGAUCUCAGCUUAAGAGUAAGCAGCAACUCUUCAAUUGUCAUAAGGGAGUUGGCAACAAACAUCAAGACAAUGAGGAAAUCAGUGAAACUAGAUUUCUUAAUUGAAGAAAUGAACGUUUCAGUAAAGGAGCUCCAAGAUAAACUGAAAUCCCUUCCUGGUUUACUCAUUCCACCCCCAGGUCCAGAGGUUGAACAAUCUGAAAAUGACAACAGCAAAAGUGAACUGAUUUCGACAGCUAUUCCAAUCCCUCUAGUGGAAGUCAUACCAGUUGCCACUUUUGCUUCAUUGCUGAUUGAAAUCGAAGCACGGGUUGAAGGCAUUGUCGAUGCAGUUGAAGAGUUAGAGACACUGGCUGAGUUCAAGCCAGCCAACGAUGACAAGACCAAACAAAACCAACCGCGUAACAUAAAUUUGUCGAAUCGGCUAAAAGAUGAGGGAACCAUGGGGGUCAUUCAGAUGGUCUGAAUUGAUGCUACAUGACUGAUCGAUCGAGCCGCGUAAAUUGUAUGAUGGAAAAAAGAAAAGCUGGCAGGAUAAUAAAGCAAACAUAAGUAUGAUGCAGUGGUUAUCUGUAGUUAAGGGAAAUGCAAACCGCCAAGGGGAUUGAGUUCCUUGAUGCAGUGAUUAUGCAUAGUUUUACAUAUUCAGUUCAAGAAGAGUUACUCCAAUCUCGCAGUGACGAUGUAAAUCUUUUAAGUUUUUAUGCCAAGUUAUGUGGGCCGUGGUGGAUUUCAUGAAAUAUAUCUUAAUUUUUU